GGAACAGAAUUCACCAGCUUGCUGGUCAUUAUAUCGAACGUCGUACGUCAAAAAUGAGGGAUCUCAAUAGGUUGCACGUCCUCCUUUGCUAAGAUUAGCGUUUGGACAUUCAGAUCAAUGCUUUGCAACAGCUCUCGUAAGGGGCCGGUUUGAAAUCGUGGGCAAAAUGUCGAAUUGUGUGGCGUUUCAGACUCAGUUAGCCUCCAUAAUGGAGAUAUUGGUUCAAGCAGCCGUGGCAGAAAUGGGCAACCUUGUCGACGAGGACUCUGCUCUCGUGUUGCGUUUGGAACUGGCCGGAGAUCAGAAUGACAACGAAGUGUUGAAGAAGAAACUGCAGACUCAAAACGAACAAAUGACGACACGAUUCGCCUCCAUCAUGGGGGUGCUGAGUAAAGAGGCCGUGGACAGGAUUACCAAAUUGGUCGAUGACACCAAACCACAACUGAUGGAGUUUGAAAUGAGGAAUCUACAGGAGAGAGCGCAAGACCAUUCUUUGAACAUCCUUAUUGUAGAAGAAAGUGAAGAAGAGCGUUCGCCCUCUACUGGGGUGGAGGAUAAAGAAGAGCAUAUUAUAGUUGUGAAAGAAGAGAACAGUCCCAUGCCACCUGUUGCCCUGAAAGACAAGUCUGCAGACGCAGAGGAGGACGGGCCAGAAUCUCCUCUGAUCAGGGAGGUGACACUUGAAGAUGACUCUGCAAGCAGUGGCCCACAGGGAGGACCGAAGAUUAGUGGGAGCAGAGCUGUGAAGUCUGGCUCUGAUGCUGGAAUGAGAUUUCACUUUGAUCAUCAGUACUGUGAAGAUGCCGACGAGGACUAUGAUUCGCAGUCCACACUUGCGGAGUCAAACUCUGAUAUCAAAGACAAUGAUGGCUCUGAAGAGACUGGUAGGAGUUCCAGUGCAGCUGAGAAAGGAGAGAAACUGUUCAGUUGCCCACAGUGUGGGAAAAGUUUUUGUAAGUUGAGUCGUCUCAAUGCACAUCAACGAAUUCACACAGGAGAGAAACCGUUUAGCUGCAUGCAUUGCUCAAAGACUUUUACGCAGAAACACAGUCUCAAUGAACACCAGAGAAUUCAUACAGGAGAGAAACCCUACAGCUGUGAUGUAUGUGGGAAGUGUUUCAACAAGACUGCUCAUCUCAAAACACACCAGAGAAUUCACACAGGAGAGAAACCAUUUAGUUGUCUUGAAUGCGGGAAGAGUUUUAAUGUUGCGCAGAAUCUCAAAAGACACCAGCAAAUUCACACUGGAGAGAAAGCUUUUAGCUGUGUUACAUGUCAGAGGAGCUUUACUCGUGCUGUCACACUGAAAAUACACCAGUUAAUUCACACUGAGCAGAAACCGCUCAGCUGUGUCAUAUGUGGGAAGGGUUUCCGCCAAGCCGUUAAUCUUAAAACACAUGAGCGCAUUCACACGGGACAGAAACCUUUUACCUGUACUUUGUGUGGAAAGGCUUUCCGUCUGUCUGUUAAUCUUAAAAUACAUCAGCGCAUUCACACAGGAGAAAAACCAUACAGCUGCUUACUUUGUGGAAAGAAUUUCACGCAGAAAUGUGGUCUGAAAUUACACCAGCGCAUCCACACUGGCGAGAAACCAUACAGCUGUGAUGUAUGUGGAAAGAAGUUCAAUAAUUCUCAGAGUCUUAAGUUACAUCAGCGAAUCCAUACUGGGGAGAAGCCGUACAGUUGUGACAAGUGUGGCAAGACUUUCAGCCAAGGUAGUCAUCUUCGGACACACAAGCGAAUUCAUACAGGAGAGAAACUCUACAUGUGUGAUAAAUGUGGGAAGAAUUACUGUGAUCUGAGAAAUCUUAGGCUACACAAAUGUGUGUAUGGUUGAAUGAAACCAUUUUCUGAAUGCAGCAUACAUGGAAUUAAACAUCUCUGAUUACUACAAAUCUGCAUGUGCUUGAAUGGUGAAUGACUAUGCACUGCUUGUCACUUCUGCUAAACCGUUGUGUUUUUAAAUCUCA
This is a messenger RNA of Megalops cyprinoides (Indo-Pacific tarpon), 1970 nucleotides long. Its product is annotated as zinc finger protein OZF-like. The record is from RefSeq and is a predicted model, not a curated record. Gene Ontology annotation, cellular component: nucleus. Gene Ontology annotation, molecular function: DNA-binding transcription activator activity, RNA polymerase II-specific; RNA polymerase II cis-regulatory region sequence-specific DNA binding. NCBI's taxonomy places the organism in Eukaryota, Metazoa, Chordata, Actinopteri, Elopiformes, Megalopidae. Gene Ontology annotation, biological process: regulation of transcription by RNA polymerase II. The transcript is spliced from 5 exons. The coding region runs from base 167 to 1837 and encodes 556 amino acids.